Messenger RNA from Andrographis paniculata, 480 nucleotides. Its product is annotated as glycine-rich cell wall structural protein-like. The record is from RefSeq and is a predicted model, not a curated record. The transcript has a single exon. The coding region runs from base 1 to 480 and encodes 159 amino acids. Lineage: Eukaryota; Viridiplantae; Streptophyta; Magnoliopsida; Lamiales; Acanthaceae.
AUGACGAGGGAAGUAAAUUUUUUCGGUGUUACUUCCACAGGCUUUCUGUUUAUGAUUUUAGUUCUUGAUGCCGUUGCUGGAGUUGUAAACGGCGGCGCCGAAUUUGGAGAUGGUUUUGACGGCGGCAUUGGCGGGCUUGAUAAAUUUGGAGGUGCCGAUAUGGGUAAUUUUGGGGGUAGCAUUGAAGGUGGAGGCGGCAUGGGCGGCGGGCUCGCCGGAGGAAGUGGCGGCAGUCUUGGUGAUUUGGGCGGCCUAGGAGGUGGUAUGGGCGGCGGUUUUGGUGUUGGUGGUGGUGGCGAAGGCGACUUUAAGAUGGGAAUGGGCGGAUUUAGUGGUCAUGUUAAAGGGGAUUUUGGAGCUGGUGGUGGUGGCGGUGGCGGCCUUGGCAUUGGCGGAGUUGGCGUUGGCGGCGGUGGAGGUGGAGGAAUUGGCGGAGGAUUCGAUGACAGAUUUAAAUUUGGAGAUGGCAGGAAUAAUUAA